GACUGAACUCAGGGAGCGAAGCCCUCAGAGCUACGGCGGCCUCUGAGGACCAAAACUCAAAACGGAAUUCAACGAAACGCGUUAGCGGGAUGUGGACGGACUCAGAGCGGGUUCAGGACUCCCUGAUCCUGGUCUUUGGAUAAACCAGAACCCUUUACCUGUUAAAGACCUUCAGUUUGUUAAUGAGUGAUCUCAUCCCGGAAGUGACGCCACCGUGUGCUCCCUGUUAGCUUCAAUAUAGAUCUGUUUACAGGCAGCCGGCUAAGAGGGAGCUAACAGGCUAACGGCACAGAACCGAGUUCAGAUGGAGGAUUCUUUAGAUCCUCGAGAUGUGGAGCGAGCCCGGGCGUUCUGGGCCGAGGAGGACGUGGACCAGGUUUUUAACGGAGUGUGUGAGUACGUGGGUCACCUGAAGGCGGUCCUGAAGAAGAACACGGCCACAGACCGAGAGUUCGUUCAGGCCCUGAAGCUCCUGGAGGCUCUAGACUGCUCCCCCCCCGCCUCCUCUCAGGACUCCUCCGUGGUCCAGGUGGUCAUCGGCUCAGGUGAGCUCCUGCCAGCUGAGUCCCCCUCCUCCCCCCCCUCUCCCUCCAACGGGCCGCACAGCUCAGCGGCGUCCCCCGCAGGCCGAGAGGAGCUGCUUCCUCCUCUGACGCCCGUCACGCUGAACUACAAGCCCCACGCCUGCUGCAAGGCCUGUCUGUCAUGUUUACCCAGCAUGCCUCUCUCCUCGCUGGCGUUCUAUGGUCAGAACCCGCUGAAGAUUCCGCUGCUCUGGGGCUUUAAGAGGCUGAGCGCCAUGCCGCUGAUGUCAUCAAAAGGGGGCAGGGCCUUGAACGGUCCUGAGGCGGAGUCUGGAGAGGAGGAGGAGGAGGAGCUCUGGGACGUCCUUUAUAAAGCACCGUGUGGGCAGAGCCUCCAUAACCACGAAGAUGUGAUGCGUUUCCUGUUGGCCACAGAGACCUACGACCUCCUGCAGGUGGACUUCUUCACCUUUAACCCCUCCGUCAGGCUGGACCCUCCCUCCAUGUCAGACCCCAAGAGGCCGGAGCUGGACCUGAGCCGGGGGGCGGAGCCUACACCCGUGGAGCUGUGUGCGGGGGAGGGCGGGGCUCGGCCGGCCGAGUUCCGUUACAGGAAGGAGCGCUGGCCGCACGGCUGCUUCCUGAGCCGAGGCCCCGCCCUCUUCAGCGCCUGCUGCGACUGUACCGACGGCUGCAGCGACCCGCAACGCUGCGCCUGUGUCGCCAUGACUACCAGAGGGAGCCACUACAGCCACCACAGGCUGGAGGAGCCGGUACCCUCAGGGUUGUUCGAGUGCGGCCCCUGGUGCGGCUGCGUCCGGGCUCUCUGUCAGAACCGGCUGGUCCAGAGGGGGAUCAGAGUCCGCCUGCAGGUCUUCCAGACUGAGGGGCGUGGCUGGGGGGUCCGUUGCCGUGACGACCUGGACCGUGGCACGUUCGUGUGUAUCUACGCAGGUGUGAUCCUGAGGCGGAUUCACUCCCCGUCCGAGCCUCCGCCCCCGAAGCUGACGAGGGCCGACCUCCCGUCUGAUGACGAGGUGGAGGUCGUCACCGAGUGGCUGGCCCCGCCUGUGCUCGAGGGGCGGAGCAACCCGGUGGAGUCUGCGCUCACCGCGUCCCCGCUCCACGUCCCCGUGAUCCAGAGACCAGCAGACCCGCCCGGCAUGGCGCCGCGGGACAGAGGAGACACGCUGUUGCCCGCAGCGCCGCAGCCCGCGGCCCUGGAGAAGACUGUUACCUUGACAACCAGCGGUCCUGAGGAGGGAGGAGCCGUGAACGGGACACAGAGUGGGCGGGGCCCCAAGAGAGCGCUGAAGGCAGAGGACGUGAACUUCCUGGACGCCAGCAAGGAGGGAAACGUGAGCCGCUUCUUCAACCACAGCUGCCAGCCCAACCUGUUCACCCAGAACGUCUUCACAGACUCCCACGACCCCGCCUUCCCCCUCAUCGCCUUCUUCACCUGCAGGGCGGUGAAGGCCGGUUCUGAGCUCACCUGGGAUUACUCGUCUGACACGGACGGCACACAGGAAGUGGCGUGUCUGUGCGGCGGCGAUGGAUGUCGUGGUCGUUUCAGCGUGGAGGAGAAUCUGUGCGACAUGUGUGAGGUUCAGGCUGAGACGCAGUGACAUCACCCUUCACGCCGACUCUUCAUGCAGACUUUUUAUACUCGUGUUUUAAUAAACGUUUGAAUGCCG
This is a messenger RNA of Notolabrus celidotus (New Zealand spotty), 2218 nucleotides long. RefSeq names its product SET domain bifurcated histone lysine methyltransferase 2 (gene setdb2). Gene Ontology annotation, biological process: negative regulation of gene expression; heterochromatin organization. The transcript has 11 exons. The coding region runs from base 305 to 2149 and encodes 614 amino acids. Lineage: Eukaryota; Metazoa; Chordata; Actinopteri; Labriformes; Labridae. The record is from RefSeq and is a predicted model, not a curated record. Gene Ontology annotation, molecular function: DNA binding; histone H3K9 methyltransferase activity; protein binding. Gene Ontology annotation, cellular component: nucleus.